Messenger RNA from Mauremys reevesii (Reeves's turtle), 2310 nucleotides. Its product is annotated as golgin subfamily A member 3-like. NCBI's taxonomy places the organism in Eukaryota, Metazoa, Chordata, Testudines, Geoemydidae. Bases 116 to 2038 code for a protein of 640 amino acids. Gene Ontology annotation, molecular function: nucleic acid binding. The record is from RefSeq and is a predicted model, not a curated record. The transcript has 2 exons.
AGCGGCUGGGAAGCCGCGGGGCGUCCGAAGAAAGGAGGCGUACCUGACAAGUGGCUGGGAGCCGCAGGGCAUCUGACAAGGGAGGCACACUCGAACCAAGAAGUGAGCAGCUAAUAUGGGAACUGCUGCGUCAGCAGAUUUGAUACGCAUCACGGAGCGGUGGGGAGAAAAGUUCCCCUCUGAUGCGUUAUCCCGCCUGUUGCGGUGGGGACGAAGAGGGGGACUUUCCGUUCAAUCAAGUAAUAAUACUGUUUGGGAGCGGUUGGGCUGUGAGCUCUGGAAAUCGGUGGCUCAGGGCGAUAAGGAGGUUUUCUCCCUGAGUCCAGUAUGGCUCACCGCGCAGAGACGAUUGGAGGAGUUUGAGGAUGAGAGAAGACAACUUCAGAAAAUGGCUGAUUUUGCAGUAACACUGGAGCGAGAACUGGAACAGGUUAAAUUGAUUCUGCAUCAGCGAGAUCUACAGUUUGAAUCUUUACAGCAAGAGCAUCUAGUGCUCAUGAAGCAGCUCACCUUAACCCAAGAAUCAUUGCACACCAAAGAGCAGUCCCUAAAUGACCUACAGACUCAAUAUGAUGAGCUGGUGGCCAGGUUAGAGGAAUUCCAGGGUGAUGUUAUUUCUAAGGAUGACACGAUCCAAUAUUUGCAGAAUGAGAAGAUUGUCCUAGAGGUAGCUCUGCAGGCAGCAAAAGCAAGCAAAGAAGAACUUGAUGAAGGAGCAAACUUCUUAGGUGAAAGUACUGAGGCAGUAUCAGAAAUCUUGGCACAAUUGAAACAGGUGGAAAAUCUGCAACAGGAAAGUGCCAGCCUGAAGAAACAGACCCAAAAAGUAAAGGAGCAGUUCUUACAGCAAAAGGUAAUGGUGGAAGCUUAUCAAAGAGAUGCAAGUUCACAGGACCAGCUGAUUAGUGAAUUGAAAUCUACAAAGAAGCAGCUGGAUUUGGAAGUGAAAGAAUUAAAACGGGAGUUACUGAAACUUCGAAGUGAAAAGCAGUCCAUUGAUGUUGAAUGCUCAAGACUUCAGAAGGAAGUAUCCCAGGUUCACCAGCAGAUAGUGGAGUUAGAAAGCCACCUCCAGUCAGUGCAAAAAGAACAGGAUGCACAAAUCGCUGAUGGAGGAAAUAACCAGGCUUCCCAUGAACGGAUUCAAGCUUUGGAGAUAGAGCUGCAGGCUGUUAGCCACAGUAAGAUGAUGUCGGAGAAAGAGCUGCAAGAAGUAAUUUCAAUCACCAGCCAGGAGCUUCGAGAAUCUAGAGGUUUCAGGAGAAAGAUAAAACGUUUGGAAGAAAUAAAUAAGAAAUUGACCCUCGAACUGGAACAUGAACGGGGGAAGCUCACUGGUUUUGGUCAGUCUAACAUUGCUUUGCGAGAGCACAGCAACAUCCCCGAAACAGUACUAGCAGAGAGAGAGGCAGACCUGGUGCAGCUGAAUCUCCGGGUUCAAGCAGUCCUAAAUAUUCAAGCUUUACAGACUGCCUUAGAAAGAGAAAAGUCAAAAGUUAAUAACCUUCAAAAGCAGGUUGCGGCAGCCAAAGUAGAUGCAGCACAUAACCGUCGUCAUUAUAGAGCUGCUGUUCUUGAGCUGAGUGAAAUUAAGAAGGAGCUACGAGCCAAAGAACUGCUUGUCCAAACCCUUCAGGCUGAAGCAGACAAACUACACGCUAUUAUUGAAUGUGCUCAUGCCUCUUUUAAGGCGCUCCUUUUAAGACAAAAAGGGGGGAUUUGCAGUGAGCGGGCAGACGCCUUGGAUAAGACGCCUGCCGCUCGGUUGCUGCAAGCUCUUUACGUGCUUAAUUGGUUACAUCUUGGUAAAAACAGCCAGGUGCCCCCCGCGAUUAAACAUGUCAGCGGGAUGACUGGGGAAGAGCAGGGUGCGGCCCCCCGACCCUCGGUCAAAUGGUUUGAUUAUCAGCAGCAAAUAUGGAAAGGACCAGUUGACUUGCUAACGUGGGGCAGGGGUUAUGUGUGUGUUGCCACUGAUGCGGGUCCCAGGUGGAUGCCAGCAAGGUGGGUCCGGCCUUGGUUGCGUCCUCCGGAGUGACGGCAGGCAGAUGCGGAGGAGCCUCACGAGACGCGCUCAGAUGUCGCGAAACCAGAGCCCCCGGAGGAGAGCUGUUUGUUAGCUCUGCCAGGACUUUUUCUGUCUGAUCCUCCAUGAAUGAAUUACUCACUUGAGAUGAUUUUUUGUGUUUGAAAGAAAAUCUGUGUGGUACCAUGCAAUUAUUAUUUAGAACUAAGAUUUAUGUUUUAUGUUCCUUGUUAUGUUUUGUGUUGUCUGUUUUCUGGCCAGAAUUGUUGUUGUAUUGUCAUGUG